Molecule: messenger RNA, 486 nt
Organism: Symbiodinium sp. CCMP2456
Lineage: Eukaryota; Dinophyceae; Suessiales; Symbiodiniaceae
Source: the annotation of a GenBank genome assembly
GAUCCGAAGUCAGAUCCUCGCGGCUCUGAACGACGGCUCCCUGGAAGAGGCGCUGAUCGGUGUCGGUGCUGGCCAAGGUGAGGCCGCGGAUGAUGUGCGCCAGAGAAUCGAAAAGCAGCUUAUCGCAGCUUUGGAGGACGGAUCCCUCGAGGAGGCUAUCCAGACCUCUCUAGCGCCUUCUCCACCUCCGACUGCUGCUCCGGUGGCUUCCGCACCUGGGGUUGACCCGAAGACGGUGGAGGAGUUCUCUGCCAAGAUGUUCCUGGAGGCUUUCUCCGAGAAGGGCCGGCGUCUGGACACUCUGAUGCGGAGCAUCGCGGAGGCCGAAGCGCAGAUCAAGCAGCGAGAGCAGCGAUGUCAGCAGUUGCAGGCACAUGUGUCGCAGCAUAAGUUGGAGCUGGCGCACCUCGACCUCGACUUCGAAUGGUGCUCGAAGCUCCUCGAUUCGGCGGAGGCGCGGCGCGGUGAGCUGCAAGCAGCCCAGAG